AUGAAGUGUCGUUUCAAAAUACUCUUCCUGCUCUUGAGCUAUGUUCUCACCACAUUUGCCGCGCAUGUCAAACGGGAACUCACUCUGACCUGGGAAGAAGGUGCUCCCAAUGGCCAGAGUCGCUAUAUGAUUAAGACAAAUGGACAAUUUCCCUCCCCUGAAUUAAUCUUUGAUGAGGGUGAUGAUGUGGAAAUCGUCGUGCAUAAUAAUAUGCACGAGAAUACCACCAUCCAUUGGCAUGGGAUUCUGAUGCAAGAUACCCCAUGGUCAGAUGGAGUACCGGGUUUGAGCCAAAAGCCUAUUGAGCCUGGCGAGAGCUAUGUCUAUCGUUUCACUGCGUAUCCUCCCGGGCAAUAUUGGUACCAUUCGCAUUCCCGAGCCACUUUGUUAGAUGGUCUCUAUGGGGCGCUAUUUAUUCGACGGAAGCCAGGAACCCCAGGACCGUGGGCAAUGAUCAGCGAAGACCCAGUGGAGAUCCAAGCCAUGGCACGCGCUGCCAAUAAUCCGCAGAUUAUCCUUCUAUCAGAUUGGGAUUAUUACACCUCUGAACAAUACAAAGAGGCCGAUGCAAAUAGCCGUCUCCAGAUAUUCUGUGUUGAUAGUAUUUUGAUCAACGGAAAAGGGAGCUUGUAUUGCCCUGGUCAUCAGUGGCUCAUUGAUAAGCAAAUUCCGUUCAUGCACAAAAGUUGGCCAAACGAUACCAUUACCGACAAGGGCUGCUUCCCAUUCGUCCCUUCCACCGAAGGCCCCUGGCUUAAGGAUGGCAAUGUCUCAGCCAUUCCUCCGGGUUUACAAGAAGGCUGUAACCCCCACACUGGUCCCACGGAGAUCAUUGAGGUUGAUGCAAAAGAUCGAUGGGUCAGUGUCAACUGGAUCGGCGGCUCGACCUUCAAAACGCUGCAGCCCACGAUAGACGACCACGAAAUGUGGAUCUACGAGGUUGACGGCCACUACAUCGAACCACGCCGGGCAGACACCUUCCUAAUCUGGGCCGGGGAGCGGUACUCGGCUCUCAUUCGGCUCGACAAGAAACCAAUGGACUACUCCAUCCGCGUGCCUGACGGUGGUUACUCGCAAAUGAUCACAGGCUUCGGUAUCUUACGAUACAAGAACGGGGACCCGGACGCUCGCCGUCCUCCCGAUCGGUUCGGGGUCACAACAAGCUCGCACCCGUACUUCGGCUACAACGCCUGGCCAACACGCGAAGGGAUCGUCUUUCUAGACAAAUUUGAUCUGCCACCCUGGCCACCCAAGGUUCCUUUCACCGGCGAUGGUGACGCAAUGCACGUCCUGUUCCUAGGCAAAGCCAACUCGACCUGGGAGUUUACUUUAAGUGGCAAGAAGAAGUACCCUUCCGACCGGUCGGCGUACCGUCCUCUGCUGUACAACGUCAACAGUCCCGAGGCCCACGACGACGAUUUGAUCAUUCGCACUCAGAAUGGUACCUGGCAGGAUAUCGUCCUCCAGGUGGGCCACUCGCCCCUUUGGCCAGUUGACUUCCCGCACGCCGUGCACAAGCAUGCCAAUAAGUUCUGGCGGCUGGGUUCUGGCCAGGGAAUCUGGAACUACUCCUCCGUCGGCAAGGCCAUGGCCGAUCAUCCGGAGAACUUCAAUCUGGUCAAUCCACCCUACCGCGAUACCUUCCUCACAGAGUUCACAGGAGCGAUGUGGGUGGUCCUGCGGUAUCAGGUGACUUCUCCCGGGGCCUGGUUGCUGCACUGUCACUUUGAGAUGCAUCUCGAAAACGGCAUGGCCAUGGCCAUUUUGGAUGGAGUAGACAAGUGGCCCGAAGUGCCGGAAGAGUAUAUCCUAGACUCUCAUGGAUUCCGUGAGGAAGAUAUGAAGCCUGAGUUACAAAGUGCUUUCUUCCAGGUCUUUAAUCAGCUUGUCUUCCAGGUGCCUGCGUGGCUGUUG
Penicillium canescens is the source of this 1914-nucleotide messenger RNA. RefSeq lists its product as uncharacterized. The record is from RefSeq and is a predicted model, not a curated record. Gene Ontology annotation, molecular function: copper ion binding; oxidoreductase activity. The annotation marks the transcript as partial. NCBI's taxonomy places the organism in Eukaryota, Fungi, Ascomycota, Eurotiomycetes, Eurotiales, Aspergillaceae. The transcript is spliced from 7 exons.